Molecule: messenger RNA, 306 nt
Organism: Penicillium canariense
Lineage: Eukaryota; Fungi; Ascomycota; Eurotiomycetes; Eurotiales; Aspergillaceae
Exons: 3
Coding region: 1-306 (101 amino acids)
Source: RefSeq, a predicted model, not a curated record
AUGGGAGUCAAGUUGAGCUGGCGACUGUCUUCCCAACCGCUAUCUUCGAUCCGCGAAAAAUGGCAGAUGGCUAGGCCGCCUAGCCGAACUAUGGGCGAUAUAGUAGCUACGCUGGAGAUUUGUUCAUUAUCGCUUAUGGGUAAUGUAAUCAAGUCGGAUAUUGCAACCAACCAAAUGAAUGCCCGAUACGGGCGCGCAAAGGGCACUCCUGCCGUUGGGUUAGACUUCAAGGCGGAGGACACGAUUUCAGACCCCAUGCAAGCUCAAGGUUGGCUUGUCCUCUUCUUAAAGCGGGCAACGCUUUAG